Molecule: messenger RNA, 579 nt
Organism: Aspergillus puulaauensis
Lineage: Eukaryota; Fungi; Ascomycota; Eurotiomycetes; Eurotiales; Aspergillaceae
Product: guanylate kinase
Exons: 2
Coding region: 1-579 (192 amino acids)
Biological process (GO): purine nucleotide metabolic process
Cellular component (GO): cytosol
Molecular function (GO): GMP kinase activity
Source: RefSeq, a predicted model, not a curated record
AUGGUAUCGUCGCCUCAAGAUCGCCGACCCAUCGUCAUCUCCGGCCCCUCGGGCGUCGGCAAAGGAACACUUAUUCAAAAGCUAUUCGAUAACCACCCCGGCACAUUCGGAUUCACUGUAUCGCACACCACGCGAAAACCCCGACCGGGCGAACUCGACGGCACCGCUUACUUCUUCGUCUCCCCGUCGCAGUUUUCCGCCCUCUGCGAACAGGGUGCGCUGGUCGAGCACGCGUAUUUCAGCGGCAACUACUACGGCACCAGUAAGCGGACGAUUCACGAACAAACCGCCAAGGGCUUGGUUGUGGUGCUCGAUAUUGAGAUGGAGGGUGUCAAGCAAAUCAAGGCGGACCCCAGCAUCGAUGCGAGAUAUGUGUUUAUUCGAGCGCCGAGUUUUGAAGUCCUUGAAGACCGUCUUAGGGCGAGGGGGACGGAGGGGGAGGAGGAUUUGCAGAGGAGACUGGCCCGCGCGAGGGUUGAGCUUGAGUAUGCGGAGGAGGGUGUUUAUGAUAAGGUUAUUGUUAAUGGGGAUGUGGAAACGGCGUAUGGGGAGCUUGAGAUGUUUGUGUUUGGACUAUAG